GGAGCUGGUGGAUAUGUCAAAGUGGAGAAGCAGGCGAGCAGAGAAGGACCAACCACGAGUUCCCCUCCAGCAUUAAGUUGUCCAUCUUGUCUCCACUAAAGGAGCAGCCUGUCACAUGGGAACUAAUUAAGACGGCGACUUGCACGCUGGCUGCAGCGCUGCCACUCUGCCACAUUUAACAUCUGUCCUAUUUGUGGGGCAGUUUGAAAGCAGUAAUUCAGCAGACAAAUGCUUGUUUUGCAGCAGUUCACCCCUGUUAGCUCUUAACCACUGGUCCGUCUGAUCAGUGUAGCCUGACAAAACUGAUCGCUUAAUCCUCCUGAACACAGCACUCUGAUCUGGAAGGAAAAAUCUAAUAGAGCAUGUUUUAUGUGCCUCCUCCAGGAGAAUCAUUCUGAUGUGAUGCCACAUUAUACAGGAUGCGUUGUGACAUUCCCCCAGCUGACUAAGCACAGCAGGCUAAUGGUGGCAGAGGAAAACAGGUUAUUAGCAUUAGCUCACCUUUAAAACAUGGCCUCCGGGAGAUGAAGAGGCGGCUCCUUCAGAGAAGGUCUCAAGCUGCAGAACCACGAAGCUCAUCUGCAUCUAAUGCGGAAUCGAGUUCAUAUAAACAUCAAUAACACAUGCACAUAUUCAAUAUUUAUUACGAUUCAGAACAAGUUUCUUUUUUUAAUUACAUGUUCUGUGUCGGGUCCUGACAUUUCCAUCACUACACGUGGUCAGUGCAUUCUGCUGCAGUUUGACUCAGGUCAACACUGAGGCCAACAGACAUUCAGGUUUAUUCUGAAGAAAAACUGGUUUAACUUUGAGUUUUUUCUUGUGCUAGCAUCGCUCCUGCAUAAGUGGGUGUAUGGAAGACUGUACAGUGUUUAAAAUAUAAUAAUAAUAAUAAUAAAAAUUUGAACUUUAUGGAUCCCAGUUCUUGUGUUAACAGCAGAUCUGCUGCCCCUUGCAGGUUCCUCUGGGAAUCAAACCCAAGACCACAUCUCUGGGGUCAUUUUUACAUCAUUAAGACCCUAAUCCUAACUCGUGCUAAUUGAAGAUUGUGUUGUUUUAAUCUAAAAAAAAGAAAAAACCCUGACGUUGCCUAAAGGAGUGAGUGUUCCAUUAGUGCUUUGUUCAGCUUUAAUGUUCAUCAGCCAACCAUCAGUGUUUUUUCUCUCCUCGCUCCAGCUCCUCCACCAAGGCCAACCAACAAAGGGAUGUGUUUUAUGUCGACAACUUAGUGGGAAAGGACUUAACUGUGUCUUGUAGAGUCUUUGUUGCAGAGGCAGUGUAAUUAACACGUGGUAACAGAUCCAGAGUGGUGCCACAGCUAAUGGUACUUUAGAACACAGUGGAACACAAACACUGACUAAAAAAAAAACAAAAACGUUUUCAGUCAGUGAAAAUCUCUCUAUGCCUUUGCUCUCAGAUUAAAAUUCUAAUAUGAUCUCUAUGUUAAUUAUUGUUUGUUUGUUGAAUCUAGUUCAAAAAAUUCUUCAAUUUUGCUUUACAUGUUUUAUUGUAUUUGUUUUGAUAUUUUGGGCUUUUAGAAGACUAGUCAGCUGUAUCUUAAAAAUCCCACAAUUUCUUGAUGGUCGUUUUGUGAGCAUUGGCAACAUUUUGGAUUUUUUUCAUUUUAAACACUCUCUGACUUUUUUCCAGUCUUGAAGAAACAUCCUGACAGCUAGCUCUCCAAUGUACCUAGAAUCACGAUGUCAGCUGUCUCCGUCAUCAAACUGAACCUGAUACAGUGGAUCUAUCAAAAUUUCAUGAAUUCAAGUUGCACUGUGUCACUGAAGUGACUGAAGUAUCCAAAUCUAUAAGUUAAGGUGAAAUAAAUGACAGCGACGCCCUGAAGUCGCAGAGAUGGGUGGACGAGAGGAGGAGGAGAACAAGGAGGAGGCGGAGGAGGAGAAGUGGGUGCGCGCAGUUCGGUGUAGUGGCACAGGCGACUGAAGCAGAGGUGUAACUGAUCCCAGGGAACGACGUCCGCUAUUUCCGUCCCCCGUGGUUUAGUCACGUGUCCUUAGGGAACGUUUAGUGUGUAGACCCGGACACGCGGUGGAAAGAACGCACGGUCGCGCACAGUUGGGCAAAUCGACAUCCAUCGACGCGCGUAAGUGACCCGGGCGGUGGAUGAAGCGGAUCCGUGUAGUUUCAGGGCGUUGUCACACAAUCUCUAAAGUGCAGUUUGACGUCCUCCAGGCUCUGCGCACACUGACCGCUUCAAAGUUGAGCGCCGAGCAGCUGUGAACCUUCCUGACUCCCUGUUGCCAUCCUGCGCCACGAGACGACGCACGGAGCUGUCAGCGCGAACCGAGGUAACUUGCCAGCUUCUGUGGGAUUUGAUGUUACCUUCAGAUUGGUUUAACUGAAGAUGGAAACACUGGAGUCUGAGCUCACCUGCCCGAUCUGCCUGGAAUUGUUUGAAGAUCCUCUGCUCCUGCCUUGUGCUCACAGUCUGUGUUUCAACUGUGCCCACCGCAUCCUGGUCUCUCACUGCUCCACCAACAAGCCCCUUGAGUCCAUCUCAGCUUUUCAGUGCCCAACGUGUCGUUACGUCAUCACGCUGAAUCACCGCGGUCUGGAGGGCCUGAAGCGCAAUGUGACUUUGCAGAACAUCAUUGAUCGCUUCCAAAAGGCCUCACUCAGUGGCCCCAACUCCCCCACGGAGAGCCGGCGCCUGCAGCCGCAGCGACCCUGCACUGCCACCAUUAGCGGCACGGUAGCUGGUACAGUUGGUGGCAGUGGUGGUGGUGGUGGCUCCAGUGGAAGCAGUGCCCGAGGCAGCCCGGCCACUUCCAGCCACACCCUGCUGCACACCAACCACACCAAUCACAUCAACCACACAAACUCCAACCACAGCCCAGCUGUUGUUGCUAAAAUGGAUCCACGCAUCAGCUGCCAGUUCUGUGAGCAGGAUCCACCGCGUGAGGCUGUCAAGACGUGUGUAACGUGUGAGGUAUCGUACUGUGACCGCUGCCUGCGUGCAACACAUCCAAACAAGAAGCCAUUCACCAGCCAUCGCCUGGUGGAGCCGGUGCCGGACACUCACAUCCGGGGCCUGACUUGUCUGGAGCACGAGAAUGAGAAGGUCAACAUGUACUGCUUGGUGGAUGACCAGCUGAUCUGUGCCCUCUGUAAGCUGGUGGGGCGUCACAGGGACCACCAGGUGUCCUCGCUCACAGAACGCUUUGACAAGCUCAAGGCUUAUCAGGUGAGCCCGGGCAGAGUGUCAGAUGCAGUACUGGAGGCUUCAAAGACAAGUGCUGCGCAAACCCUGGAGAAUAACCUGACCAACCUGGUGAAGAGGAACAGUGAACUUGAAAACCAAAUGGCUAAACUGAUCCAGAUCUGCCAGCAAGUUGAAGUGAACACAGCCAUGCAUGAAGCCAAGCUGGUGGAGGAGUGCGAUGAGCUGGUGGAGAUCAUUCGUCAGAGGAAGCAGGUCAUCGCUGUGAAGAUUAAGGAGUCGAAGGUGAUGAAAUUGCGAAAGUUGGCUCAACAGAUUGCAAACUGUCGUCAAUGUCUGGAACGUUCCAGUGCCCUGAUCACACAGGCUGAGCAGAGCCUGAAGGAGAACGACCAUGCCCGGUUCCUCCAGACCGCCAGGAAUGUAGCAGAAAGGGUUGCCAUGGCGACUGCAUCCUCCCAGGUACUCAUCCCAGAUGUCAACCUGAAUGAGGCCUACGACAACUUUGCCCUGGACUUUUCCAGAGAGAAGAAGAUUUUAGAAGGACUCGAUUACCUGACAGCUCCGAACCCGCCGUCCAUCAGAGAAGAACUGUGCACGGCUUCCCACGACACCAUCACCGUUCACUGGUCAUCAGAGGAUGAGUUCUGUGUCACCUCCUAUGAGCUGCAGUACACCAUCUACACCGGCCAGACAAAUUUCAUCAGUUUGUACAACUCAGCAGACAGCUGGAUGAUCGUUCCAAACAUCAAGCAGAACCACUACACUGUGCACGGCCUGCAGAGUGGCACCCGCUAUAUCUUCUUCGUCAAGGCCAUCAACCAGGCAGGAAGCCGCAACAGUGAACCCGCCCGCCUCAAAACCAACAGUCAGCCAUUCAAGCUUGACCCAAAGACGGCCCACAAGAAACUCCGUCUUUCCAAUGACUGCCUGACCAUGGAGAAGGAUGAAAGUUCCCUAAAGAAGAGCCACACUCCGGAGCGUUUCAGUGGCACCGGCUCGUACGGAGCGGCCGGUAAUGUCUUCAUAGACAGCGGGUGUCACUACUGGGAGGUGCUGCUGGGAGCAUCCACCUGGUAUGCCAUUGGCGUGGCCUACAAGUCAGCCCCAAAGAAUGAAUGGAGCGGGAAAAACUCAUCCUCAUGGGUUCUGUCGCGCUGCAACAAUAACUUCAUGGUGCGCCACGAUGGCAAGGAGAUGCUGGUGGAGGCGAGCCUGCAGCUGAGGCGGCUCGGCGUCCUGCUAGACUAUGACAACAACUCGCUGUCGUUCUAUGACGCCAUGAACUCACAGCACAUUCACACCUUUGAAAUCUCCUUCAUUCUGCCCGUUGUACCUACUUUUAUGAUCUGGAACAAGUCGGUCAUGAUUCUCUCAGGGCUGCCUGUCCCUGACUUUGUGGACAUCUUGAGCUCAGAUCUCCAAGAGCAGCAGCAGCAGAUGGGCCUGUGUCGACAGGAGUCGCCAUAUUUGAGCGGGAUGAAGACAUGCCACUGAGGAAGGGCCGACGGCGGAGCAACAGUAAGGCCCAGUGACAGGUUGACUGUGAGCUGAGUUGACCGAGAGUCCGUUGGAGUGGACUGGUUACUGGUUUUUAUUGAUUUUAGAAAGUGAUGGAAUUAUGCACACCAUAGCCCUGAUAGUCUGUAGACAUCCGACGCUCUCAGAAUACAAAAUAAUGUCUCCUGACUGGAAAACUAUCAGGUGACGUAAAAGGUUUCUGAUGCUCUGGUGUCAGUGAGGAAGAUCUGUCGACAAUGGACAGUCUCACAAGUUUGUUAACGAUUCAAGGUCUUCCAUCGAUCGUUUUCUUUAUCUCAACUUGACCACAGACAAGAGACAGAGGAGGAAAAGUUGUUAAAAGUUUGAACAGUGACAUUAAUAAGUGAUUUCGACCAAGCCACAAUAAAAGCAGAGGGCUCCAAAAAGAGAAAAAUGAUCACUUCACAAUUCAUUGUAUUUAUUUUGUCUUAACAUGUUCAUGUUAAAUGACCAGACUUUUUGGACUGGGAGACUUUGACUUAUUUUGGGAUUUAAUUUAUUACUGAAGCAUUACCUCAGUAACUAUCGUAGGCGUCACCGUUUGGCUAGCAUAAUGUGAACGACAUCACUGUUCACAUCUUUCGUCCUCCAUCAUUGUCAGCUGUUGGUCUCCACCAAAGUGUUAUCGUGAUGCAGCAGCUUCCCAGGUUAUGACAAGGUCACAGAGGUUACAGUAUAUUAGCAUCACGUGACUACUGGACGUGUACAAUAAGAGAUUUUAUUGAAUACUAGAGGACAGAGUGUUAUUUAUGAGAUAAAAGAUGGUUUAAUUUUAUUAUUAAUGUCAAUGUAUCCAUGCACUUUUGAAUUAACACCCCCGCCCCCAAACCCCUUUGUGAGUGUUUGAAUAUGUGGAGCUGGGCGGAAACAAGAAGAAGUUUCAGCUGGCUCUACUGCUGUCCAUGUCCACUUAUAUUAACGGUUGAAAUGAUAAGAGUCUUAGAAUGGUGAUUAGAUAUAAAUAUGAAAAAAAAAUUCAAAUUGAUCAUUCAAAGCACUUUGCCAUAAAACAGAAACGUCUGCUGUAAAAUGAUCAGAGAAAUGUUUCCAACUUUUCCUCCUUAUUUUUAACAUUGUAUAAAUGUAUCUUCAAUUUUGAAAGGGACGUGGUUUUUAUGAUUCAGUACUUGAUUGAUGAUUUUUAUUUUGUUUUGUUAUUGUUGUGAAAUUCACUCUGUUUUAGAAAUAGAGGGUCAACACGUGGCUCCACUGUAUGAUUGGUUUACACACAAACUCACACACACACACACUCGUGUCAUGUUUUGUUUAUGGUGGUCUCGUUGUAAUUAAUGCAUGUUAUGUCACGGCAUCACUCAGUUCAUUCAGGAAUUUCCACUGAUCUUCCAUAAGUUCACCACUGCUCCAUUUGAUUCUCAGCAUUUUCUACUGGUUCCAUUGUGUCACCUGGUACUGGGUUUCCAUAGAUGGUGUCUCUCUGGUUUGAUUUUUAGGUGGUGACGAAGAUUCAGACAAUCAAAUGAAUGGGUUUCAUUGUUUAUGCAGAUUUAUGAGGUUACACAACAGGAAUACUAGAACGGCACUGUGAUGAAAUUGAGCUUGUGUUUAAAAAAAAUGAAAAUGAAAAAGAUUGACUUAGCUUGUUUCACUCCACGUACAUUUUUAUUCACUUUGCAUAUCAUCCGACAUGUCCUUGACGUUUAAUGUCAUGAAACACUUCACAUGACUGAGAGGAUGACUUGCUUGACUGAGAGUGAAAACAGACAAACUCUGCAAAUAUGCACAGUGUACAACCAUUUGUAGUGACCUUGGUCGAAGCAACUUUCUCUGAAGAGCCAAAUUCAGACACAUGUCCAAAUCCCAGUGGGGAAAUAUUAUAUAUUAUGUUAUAUAAUUUUUCAGGUCAGAUUCAGUUUGAUUGCCUCCAUGUCUCGGGCUGCAGAAACGGACCAUGAUGAUAUUAGUGUGGAGCCAGGGCUGUUUUCCUGUCAGGAUCAUUAAUUAUAAUAUUUGCCUGACUUUCAUUCAUCCGCCCAUCCUGUUGAAUGUCGGUCAAAGGCUGAAAAAUAAACCUGCUGAUUUGUGAUCUGCUCUGACACGUGCAAUUCAUCUGCUCAAGUGUGCUUGGCUGGGUCACUGCAUGAUUACGUGACCUCGCUUCAGGUCCAUAACUCUGCCUUUAUAUUCACGAUGAGGUUUACUGUAUAGAGUCAAGCCGUCUCUGUCUUUUCCCAGAAAACAGAACAUGGCCAGAAUUCUCCUCCGCUGAACAUAUCCUGGUAAUUUGUUUGUUUAGGGUUUUUUUGGUUUGUUUUUUGUUUUUUUGCAUUUAUCCUCAGUCAAUUUCGUAAAAAUAUACAGUGAAUGACUUUCAAUAGCAACCCGCUCCUCGUAGUGAAGUGUAAUACUCUAGAUACAACACAAUAGAUUCUCCUCUUUGCAUUUCGGUUUGUGUGACUUUGAAAAGUUUUAGGGUUUUUUUUUGUUUGUUUGUUUUUUUAAAUCAGCUGACGAGGAACAUGCUCCCCCUCCUGUUGACACCUAGAACUGAAUAAACAGCACAAAAAAAGAGCAAGCUUUGGUUUCCUGCAAGGCUUUCUGUUAAAAAAAAAAAUCCUGAUUUUAUCCAGAGAUGAAUAUUAAAACUUGGGGGAAAUAUAUAUUAUAUAUAAAGUUGUAUAAUAUACAAAAUAUAUAUGAACCAAUGUUAUUUAUGUGAAUCCAAGUCCAAAUAAAAUCUGAUCCCAGCA
This is a messenger RNA of Cynoglossus semilaevis (tongue sole), 7428 nucleotides long. RefSeq names its product midline 2 (gene mid2). The coding region runs from base 2363 to 4675 and encodes 770 amino acids. The transcript is spliced from 11 exons. Lineage: Eukaryota; Metazoa; Chordata; Actinopteri; Pleuronectiformes; Cynoglossidae. Gene Ontology annotation, cellular component: microtubule. The record is from RefSeq and is a predicted model, not a curated record. Gene Ontology annotation, biological process: protein localization to microtubule. Gene Ontology annotation, molecular function: microtubule binding; zinc ion binding.